Leguminivora glycinivorella is the source of this 1378-nucleotide messenger RNA. Its product is annotated as leucine-rich repeat-containing protein 15-like. The record is from RefSeq and is a predicted model, not a curated record. The transcript is spliced from 2 exons. The coding region runs from base 110 to 1039 and encodes 309 amino acids. Gene Ontology annotation, molecular function: protein binding. Lineage: Eukaryota; Metazoa; Arthropoda; Insecta; Lepidoptera; Tortricidae.
UUUAGUCUAGUUCCGACGCGCUGACAGUUUAUUUUUGUGUUUAAUUAGCUUGAUUUUAAAUACAAACAACUAUAUAAAUUAUAAACUGAAACAGUGUGUUUCCCUUGCCAUGAUGAUUUCUUUCACCGGCUUAAGCGCUUCACUCGCACUGACGUUGCUAGCACUAUUCCCGGCAACCAGCAGCGACCGCGCCACGUGGCCACAAUGCAAGCGCGGCUGGGACGGUCGCGGACGAGUCCUCGAACUCGAAGACGAUGACGUCACCCUACUCAAUCUUAAAAACUGCAAUAUAACUACAUUACCAUCUGACGCUUUUAACACUACAGUACCUAAGCUAGAAGAAAUACAUUUAGAUGAGAAUAACUUACAAGAUAUAGACGCAUCGGUUUUCAUCCCUGUCUCUCAUGUGACUUUAAUUUCAUUAUCAUAUAAUAAGCUCCGUAGUAUACCGAUUUUCGGCGCUUAUUCACUAUUUCCUAAUCUAGAAGAAUUAUAUUUAGAUAAUAAUAGAAUAUUAUCUAUCAAUGAUGAUAGGACGUUCUCCUUAUGCGAGAAUCUGGAGCGUCUAUAUUUGACGCAUAAUCAAAUUGAGUAUAUAGCCCCAGAUAUUUUUAAACCUUUGAUAAAUUUAGAGAGUAUUGAUUUAAGUUAUAAUAAACUAACAAGUGUGUCAGACUCUGUGUUCCACGUAAAAUCGUUAAAAGUAAUCAGAUUAGAUAAUAAUUUGAUAAGUUACAUACCUCCAAACGCUUUUAGCGAUCUUAGCCAGUUGUUUCUAGAUAAUAAUCGUUUGAGUUUUCUAUAUGCAAAUUUUUCUUCAGUGAUAACUCGCCCGCCGGCGCGCGCUAUUGCUAUGAGUUUGUAUAAUAAUCCUUGGCAGUGUGCGUGCUUGUUAGAGCUUAUGGAGGAUGUUAAGGGAGCUAAAAGUGGGGCGAGGUAUGCUUAUUGGGAGUAUAAUGGCGUAUUGAAAUCGUGUGAGUUCCGAGGUAUGGUGUGUCAUCGCCACACGCUCGAGGAAAACGUUAAGAAACUAUCGUAAGUUUAGAACAGUGGUGGGCAAACGGGUUACCCUCAUCUGGCAGAAUAAUUUUGGUCAGAAACACACUUGCCGUAACCUAUAAUAUGUACCUACUAAUUGUCUGUGCAAUUGAGCGGAGUGAUGCAUUUGCACCACGCAUAAACUUCUUACGAGUUUCUGGCGCAUCUUAGUUCUUAAGAUUUUGUAAUUUUCUUUAUGAUAUAAAUAAAUAAAAUAAAAAAAAACUUAACAUAACAUGUUUCGCAGAAAAACAUUCGGUCGAAUGGUAAUUUUGCAGAAAACUUAGUUGGCUUUAUUACUACUACGCAUACGAUACAUUUGACAGAAUAUUGUUUCACA